This is a messenger RNA of Prorocentrum cordatum, 592 nucleotides long. Lineage: Eukaryota; Dinophyceae; Prorocentrales; Prorocentraceae. The record is from the annotation of a GenBank genome assembly.
GACUCAGGACGACAGGCCGGUCCCUGGGAGCGGGUCGAGACUGCCCGGGGCCCCGUGCUGGAAGAGUGACGACGUCGGACCUCCAGGCCACGUUCGCGUUCCAGGAGGGCGUGGUGUCGAGGCUGCCUCCGGACAGCGUCCUCGGGCGCCGCUGUCCCUCUUGCCUAUGGGCCCCUCUUGUGCGUGGUCGGUGCAUGGGCUCGACGUGGUCACCGACAGGGACCACCGGUACCCGCUGGGGGUCUGCCUGAGCCUCGCCCGCGCGGACGAGCUCGGGGUGGGGGGCGGCACCACGGUGCUGCAGGUCGUCUCGGACGUCGACCUGCCGUGGGGCUUCCCCGGCCCGCCGGUGGAUAUCCACGCUUGGUCGCUGCAGUUUUCGGGAGUCGCCCUCAGGACCAGCAGCGUCCGGAUGAGAAGCACGCGAAGCUUGGUGGCGCUGGAAGGCGAGAGCGAGAUGGCCGCCGCCAUCGAGAGCGGGGCACUCCUCAAGUUCCUGCUCCUCGUGGAGAACCACUCUGGUAACGACGGCGUUGUGGAUGAGGACAUGGCCUCAUUGUCCGGCACAUCCGACUCUCCCGACAUCGAGUGA